AUGGCGGACAAAUAUUACGACUAUAUCAUCUGCGGGGGUGGCACGUCAGGCUGUGUACUGGCCGGGAGACUGGCUGAAAACAUCGAUGCCCGCAUUCUCUUGAUCGAGGCUGGGCCAGAUAGUGCGGACUUGGAGAAUGUGCACAUGGUUGGCGGGUGGUCCAACAACUUCGACUCAGAGACAGAUUGGAACAUCGUGACCGAGCCACAGUCAAGCGCAGAUGGUCGCCAGAUCAAAUGUAGUCGUGGGAGACUUCUUGGUGGGAGCAGUGGUGUCAAUGGAACAUUGUGCAUCCGCGGCGUCAAGCAGGACUUUGAUGAUUGGAAACUGGAUGGUUGGACUGGAGAGGAUAUGUGGAGAUGUAUGAACAAGUCCGAAACCUUUCACAACAAACCGUGGUUUAAUCCAAGUUUCAAGGAUCAUGGCUACGAUGGACCACUUCACUUGGAGCCUCAUGAUCUGGCGCCAAUCUCAGAGUUGGUCAAACAAUCCAUGAUUGAGAAAAGCUUGCCUCUGCACGAAGACAUGUUCGCCACAGGCGAGACCUCCACGGGCUGCGGUCAUGCUCUUCGAACGGUCUAUGAAGGCAUUCGGACAACUGCAGCAGAUUUCGUAAGUAAGGGAUAUCGUCGCGACAAUGUCACUAUCCAAACAGAUGCUACCGUCGACAAGGUCAUCAUCUCCGAAGGUUCCAAUGGGCUUCGUGCCACCGGAGUUGAGAUGAUUACGAAAAGCGGUGAGAAGAUCACAGCCCAUGCGCGAAAAGAGGUCAUUGUCAGCGCUGGUGCCUACGGCAGUCCCGCGAUCCUCCUCAGAUCUGGCCUUGGUCCAAAGGAAGAGCUUGAGAAAGUCGGCAUCACCCCCAAAGUGAAUCUGCCAGGCGUUGGGAAGAACUUGCUCGAUCAUCCAGUGUGUUGGUUCUUCUACGAGGUGGACAGACCAGGUCUCACUCUUGACCAUCUCGUCCACCACGACCAGGGGUUUGCAUCCUCAUACAAACUAUACAAAGAAAAGAAGACCGGGGUUUUCUCGACGUUUCCAUUCGGGAUCUUUGCAUACACCCGUCUGGACAAGCAACUCAACGGUGAUCCGCUAUGGGAAAAGGCGCCUCGCUGGGAAGGUCGGGAUGCAAUGGGACUGACACCAUCCCAACCCAAUGUUGAGUUCUUCAACACUGAGAUGUAUGGGGGUCCCAAACAGUGGGUAGAUUUCCCGACCGACCACCGGUACGUGGUGGGCAUGUGUACCGUUCUUUUCAGCGCUCGCUCAAGAGGGUCGGUAACACUUCGGUCAUCAAACCCCUUGGAGAAUCCCAUCGUGGAUCACCAAUACCUGGCCGACCCGCUUGACCUCUUGGUCCUUACGCAGGGGUGCCAAACCAUCAACAACAUCAUGACUACAGGAAGUGCGACCAAAGAUCUGAUCAAGGGAAGUUGGCCUCCUCGGCGAAGUCAUCAUCAAUAUACCUCCCGGAAAGAAUGGGAGCCUUAUGUCAAGGAAACCGUAACAACGUGCUAUCACCCUGGUGGUACGUGUAAGAUGGGUCAAAUUACAGAUCCUAUGGCUGUGCUCGAUGAACAACUUCGUGUCCGUGGAGUCAAAGGAUUGCGAGUCGUCGAUGUCAGCGUCAUGCCAGAACUUAACAAUGGCCAUACCCAAUCUCCUGCUUAUGGUAUUGGGGAGAGAGCUGCCGAGAUCAUCAAGGAAGACUCGAAGAAGGCUUCCAAGUUGUAG
Messenger RNA from Capronia coronata CBS 617.96, 1734 nucleotides. RefSeq lists its product as uncharacterized. Gene Ontology annotation, molecular function: flavin adenine dinucleotide binding; oxidoreductase activity, acting on CH-OH group of donors. The transcript is spliced from 6 exons. The record is from RefSeq and is a predicted model, not a curated record. Lineage: Eukaryota; Fungi; Ascomycota; Eurotiomycetes; Chaetothyriales; Herpotrichiellaceae. The coding region runs from base 1 to 1734 and encodes 577 amino acids.